Rhincodon typus (whale shark) is the source of this 11865-nucleotide messenger RNA. RefSeq names its product formin-binding protein 1 (gene fnbp1b). Gene Ontology annotation, biological process: signal transduction. The record is from RefSeq and is a predicted model, not a curated record. NCBI's taxonomy places the organism in Eukaryota, Metazoa, Chordata, Chondrichthyes, Orectolobiformes, Rhincodontidae. The transcript has 18 exons. Bases 112 to 1980 code for a protein of 622 amino acids. Gene Ontology annotation, molecular function: protein binding.
CUGUCAUGAUUGCAGAUAUACUUGUGAAGCAGAUGUUAUUUAGGAUGGAUGGAUAUUCCCGAUGUUAAGCAAUAUGCAGAAGACUUGUAUUAAACAUCUCUGACUGUGGCAAUGGUUGAUAUAAAGAUGGGAGACUGUUGGAGCAAUACAAAGGAUCAAUUUGACAACUUGGAAAAACACACACAAUGGGGAAUUGAAUUUGUAGAGAGAUACAACAAAUUUGUUAAGGACCGGACAGAAAUUGAGAUCAGCUAUGCAAAGCAGCUUAGGAAUCUUUCGAAGAAGUAUCAGCCAAAAAAGAACUCUAGGGAAGAAGAAGAACAGAGAUACACAUCAUGUCAAGCAUUUCUAGCCAUUCUGAAUGAAAUGAAUGACUAUGCAGGCCAGCAUGAGGUGAUUGCUGAGAACAUGAGCGGGCUAAUAUUUGCUGAGCUGUCACGCUAUAUCCAGGAACUCAAGCAAGAACGGAAAUCGCAUUUCCAAGAAGGAAGAAGGGCGCAACAACAUAUAGAAAGUUGUUGGAAACAACUUGAGAAUAGUAAAAGAAGGUUUGAGCGAGAUUGUAAGGAAGCCGAACGAGCUCAACAACACUUUGAAAAGAUGGAUAAUGACCUGAAUGUAACAAAGGCUGAUGUGGAAAAGGCUCGGCAACAGGCCCAUACCCGACAUCAGAUGGCAUCAGAUAGCAAGAAUGAAUAUUCCAGUGUCCUGCAGAACUUUAAUAAGGAACAGCAUGAACAUUAUUUCACAAACAUACCGAACAUAUUCCAGAAAAUUCAAGACCUGGAUGAAAGACGAAUAGUCAAAAUUGGUGAAUCAAUGAAGACCUUUUCAGAGGUUGACAGACAAGUCAUACCCAUCAUUGGAAAGUGUCUCGAUGGAAUCACAAAAGCAGCUGAAUCUAUUGAUGAAAAACAUGAUACACAGUUGGUGAUAGAAGCCUUUAAAUCUGGAUUUGAACAGCCUGGUGAUGUUGAAUUUGAGGAUUUCAGUCAGCCUAUGAAGCGGACUGUUUCUGAAAGCAGUCUCUCCAAUAGUAGAUCUGAUGGCAAACAAGAAUCCAAAGGUGGCAAAUCCAAGGGCAAACUCUGGCCUUUCAUCAAGAAAAAUAAGCUUAUGUCCCUUUUAACAUCUCCUCAUCAGCCUCCUCCUCCUCCCCCUUCCUGUUCCUCACCUUCUGCUGUUCCAAAUGGCCCUCAGUCUCCCAAGCAGCAAAAAGAGCCCCUCUCUCACCGCCUGAAUGAAUUUAUGACCUCCAAACCUAAAAUCCACUGUUUCAGGAGCCUAAAGCGGGGGCUUUCUCUCAAACUGGGUUCAGGACCAGAAGACUUCAGCAAUCUUCCACCAGAGCAACGAAGAAAGAAACUUCAGCAAAAAAUUGAUGAAAUUAACAAAGAAAUCCAGAAAGAAUCUGAUCAAAAAGAUGGUUUAAUAAAAAUGAAGGAUGUAUACAUAAAGAAUCCUCAACUGGGUAGGCCGGAGACUGUGGAUCCCAGACUGGCAGAAAUUGAGCAAACCAUUGAAAAACUGCGUCAAGAGAGUCAGAAAUUUGAGGCUUGGCUUGCAGAGGUAGAAGGUCGUUUACCAGUCAGGACUGAUCAACCAAAACGAUCAAGUGAGAUGCAUGAGUUGCAGAGCACUACUGUAAACAAUUGUGCACAAGACCGAGAGAGCCCUGAUGGUAGUUAUACCGAAGAACAGAACCAGGAUCCUGAAUUAAAAGUUGCAGCACAGUGCGAGUUUGAUGAUGAAUUUGAUGAUGAAGAAAUACUGGCAGCAAUUGGCACAUGCAAAGCCAUGUAUCCUUUUGAAGGUCAAAAUGAAGGAACAAUAGCAAUGGCAGAAGGAGAAACACUGAGCGUGAUAGAGGAAGAUAAAGGAGAUGGUUGGACAAGAGUCCGAAGGAAUGAAGACGAGGAAGGAUACGUUCCAACAUCCUAUGUGGAAGUAUAUUUGGACAGAAAUACCAAAGGUACCUAAGGUGGUGCGCUGGUCCAAGAAUCAUGGGGCGAGCUGGGUAAAUUCAUGCUGAAAAGGCCAUAUGUGGUUUCCUUUCGUCAGAGAUAAAAUUGUGUGUAGCGUACGGGAGCUGUCAACAAUUCAUCUGUAACUACCCAUUAAGAGAAUUGUAGUGACUAUUCACCUAUUCUAAAUUUUUUUCUAAAAUUGAAUUUCCAAAUAAUUUGUUGUUUAUUUUCUUCCUCUUCUCAAUCUCCAUUCAUUCCCUGCCAAAACAAUCCAUAAGAUUAUGUAUAUUUCUCAAGUUGUACCCAUUAAUAUUCUUCAAAUAAAAUGCCAGAGGCAUUUGUGCCCAUGCAUUAAUGCCAUAUUAUUUAGUCACAGCCACUUAAUUAGCUAUCAUGAUUUUAGAUCUUUGUAUCUACCGCAAGUAUACUUGAUUCACAUUUUAGUGUGAAUUAUGUUGUUUUUGUCAAAGCAUGGAGAAAUUGAAAUUAGACCAAAUCAGGCUUGCUAAAUGUAUUUGUGGUCAUGUAAUACACACAUCUGGUAUGUGGUAGAUUUCUCUGUUACCAUCACAUUAUUAUUAUUUGUUUAUAGCACUGCCCAAUAUCAGACUUCAGUCUACAUUUUCUUAUCUGCAUGCUCGCCCUGUUGCUCUACCUGUGCCCACCUUCUGAGGGUCACUACUUGUGACUCAACAGCACAUUUUUCUUUAUUUUUGUUUUGUUUGCUAUAUGAUAUUGAAUUUAUGGUCAUGUGACCCUUCGCUUAUUUUAUUUUCUUGCAUGUUUACCUGUGUGUUUUGUUGGAGUUUCUGCUGAAUGGUAGUUGCAUUCCCUAAGGCCGUCUCCAAGCCACUGCCUGCUAAAAUAUUUCAUAAUGGGGUUUCAGCUGAUUAUGACUAUUUUCUCCACUUCAACAUAUCAAGAAAAAAAGUCAAACAAAUUAAAGUUAAUAGAUUACAUUCCCAGUACACACACAGCCAGGAAUGAUGGAUACUUAGAACCAAAUUAUUGUAACAAUGUUUUUGGCAGAGUUUUUUCUUUCAUUUUAAAAGAUAAUCCAGAGUAGAGAGCAAAUUUUUAAUAUUCUCUUUCAAGGGUCACAGUUUCAAGCAAUGACUUUACAUUGCACCCUGCAAUGAAGGGACAACAGUGAAUACCAAUGAGCCCACAGUAAAAUGAAUUGAUAAUAGUGGUCAAGGGUGAAGGGGGAUAGGGUCACUUUUAAGACCUUGUACUUCUAAGCCUUGUACUGUUCCACGUGAGGCCUGUAUGCAACCUGCUCUCAGGUUAGUUGUAUUUUGUAACCAGCCACUACGAGCUGCUCAAAAUAUUUUUCCCUUCCUAUCAAAACAAACCUGAUUUCCAUUCAGUUUCUUCGUAUAAGUGAAUGGCUGAGUUUGGAAACUCGUUUCAUUGGAGGAGAUUGUAUUCAAGUACAUUCAUAUUUAUACACUCCUUUACACAGUAUUUGCAGGCCCAAGACGUCGAUAUUAACUUCACCAAAUCAAAACUCCACUUUUUUGCCCACUCUCCAUAAUUCUCCAACCCAUUACUAAUCAAAAAUGUUUCGGUCUCCUCCUCAAAUGUAGCCUAGGUCCUGGCAUCCAACAUAUUCUAGAUAGUGAAUUCCACAGAUUCAAGACCCUUUGAGAGAAGUAAUUUCUCCUCAUCUCUGUUUUAAAUCUACUACCCAUUAUCCUAAAAUUAGACCUGUCAUUUUCAGAUUGCCCCACGUGAUAAAACAUCCACUCUAAGUUUACUUUGUCAAUCCCCUUUAGCAUCUUAUACACCUCAAUUAGAUCUCCUCUCUUUCUUGUAAACACCAGAGAGUAUAGGCCUAAAUUGCUCAAUCUCUCUUAGUAAGACAAACUGCUCAUCUCUGGAAUCAAUGUAGUAAACCUUCUCAGAACUGGCUGCAAUACAGUUAUAUCCUUCCUCAAGUAAGUGUGCUACUGCCGAUCGUUACCAUUGAUGGCCAAAGUAAAAAAAAAAUUACUUUUAAGUGUAUAUCCGAGCAAUCAAAUUGAUGGUUCUGAAUUCUCUGCAUAGGUAAUGAUUUGAUCAAUAGUUCUAUUAUUUAUUCAGUUAUCAAACCUAAUUAAGCUAUCCAAGAAACUGCUCUCAAUUGUAGUUGUAAAUCAAUUAGUAUAAAAAUAUAUAAAUUAAAAUCUCUGAAGUAAAUUCCACAGUGGAGUAUUUUUUUCAAAUUCAGCUGAUACCCUGUGUUUACAUCAGUAUUAUAAAUACAACAGUUGCAGAAAAACACAAAUACCUCAUUGAUUUAUUUUCUAGCAAAAGUUCAGCUUCAUGUUGGGUUGCACAAGCUUUUGUUACUUCUUCCAAAUAUGUAUUUUUCUACCUAAUUAGUAAUCAUCAAGAUUUAUUGUUUCUAUUCUAAAAUCCAUUUUUCUUUAAUGGAUGCAUGUUUAUUGCAAAUCUUCUGUUUGAUGUCAUUGCUCUGACUUUGGGUGAUUAGUUACAUUGAAGUUAAGGAAGCCGUAGUAUCAAAGUGCAGGGGAGGUACCAGACUGUCUGGUGUCUCAGAGGAUAAACUAACUAAGAUUUAAUAAAGUGUAUUUUGGGAAGGUGAUGGCAUGGUGGUAAUGUUUAAUGUUCUGGCAACAUCGGUUCAUAUCCCCCCAUAGUAGAUAAUGAAAUUUGAGUUCAAUAUUUUAAAAAUUCUGGAAUUAAAAACUACCCUAAUGGAGAUCAUGUAACCUCUUUUAAUUGUCAUAAAAAUGCAACUGGUUCAUUACUGUCCUUUAGGGAAGGAAAUCUGCCAUCCUUACCUGGUCUGGCCUACAUGUGACUCAAGAUCCACAAAUGUGGUUGAUCCUUAGCUGCCCUCUGGCUAGUCUAGCCACAGGUGUUCACAUCCUAUAAGCAAAUAAAGAAAAAGGACUUUAUCUAGAAGAGGCCACAAUUCAAGUUUGAAAGCUCCAGUUUAAUGUGGAAAUUAUAAUUUGCUUUAUCAUAGAAUCCCUACAGCAUGGAAGCAGGCCAUUUGGCCUAUUAAAUCCACACCACCCCUCCAAAGAACAUCCUACCCAGACCACCCCACCCCCACUCACCCGAUCCUAUCCCCGUAAUCCUGCAUUUCCAAUGGAUAACCUACCUAGCCUGCACAUCCCUGGGCAAUUUAGCGUGGCCAAUCCACCUAACCUGCAAACCUUGGACUGUGGGAGGAAACUCUCACAGGCACGUGGAGAAUGUGCAAACUCCACACAGACAGUCACCUGUGGCAUGUUACUGGUCAUUUUUUUAAAAAUUAGUAAAUUGAAUUUGGACCAGAUUAGCACUAAAUAUGAUGGUGUUUCUCAGAAAACAUCACUGAAGAUUCAACAUGUUUUAAUUCAAUAUUAUUAAAUGGUCCAGAAAGUGUGGUAGUAGUUGUGUAACAUCUUGUUAAACCAGCUAAGGUUGAAUAUCACAAUAACUGUUUGACGGGACUUCAAGCAUAAUCUUACAUCGGGAAACCCUACUAAGAUGUACGGGUAUCUGUCUGUUUCUCAUUUAGAACUAUGAUAGAAUCCCUACUUCUUGUGUCAUGUGAGCCCCGUCACUUCUUAAGAACCUUUUGAACUUUGGGAUGUGAAGUGACAAGCUCUUCCUGUGUUUCUCACAGCAGUCCCAUCAGUUGAACCAACAGAUGUUAUGUGAAAGCAUUGUGAUUUUUGUUUUGUUGACUCCAUUUCCUUCCUCAUUCCUAUAGAAAGGAUGCAUGAACUCUUCUAAUAGUGUAGCAGGGAUAAGGAACAUGGUCUAAAAAUGAACAGACCAUAAUCUACAAGUGUUAGGUGGGAGCAAUGACUGGGAAUAGUAAGAAACAUAUCUUUGCCUUGUAUCAAAAUGCCAAGUAUUUACCCAGAAGAACCUCCAUCAUUGCCUGUUUUUAAAUAAAAAUAAUAUUCUAGUAAAUUGUAACCACUUGCCUUGGAUAAAUUUUAUUUACGAGUUUUUACUGCCAGGUUUUAAGUGUGUUUUGUACCGUUUAUUAAAAGCACUUGACCAAAUAACUCCAAAUAACAACAUUACAGAAUUUCACAAUGGAUCAUGGUGGAAAAUGAAAAUGAUUUAUCACUAGGUGAAUUAGGUUUAAAAGUAGAUAAUAUGGAAAUUAUGGAUCUGUAUAAGAUGGAAAUAGUAAGCAUUGUGGAGUUUAGUCAUGGGGGAAUGAUGGUGAGGUAUGAAUAAAAGUGAGAUUUAGCUUCUGUUAAAUUGUUUACUGGAAGAAGGUAGCCAUCAGAUUUCUUCAAGAAUCCCUGAGAUUGCUUUCAAUAAACUUGACUUAUUUUGCUGUUUCUAGCCUGUCCUUAUCAGUGAACAUUGAAGAGGUGUUGUAAUUAACUGGUUUGCUAAUCUACAAUGUCCCCAUAAUAGUUGGGUAUUAAAUGCAACAAAAUUAAAGGAAAAUAGCUACAGAUAGCAAUGCGAGCAAAAUAUUUAGUAGUCAUUUUAAAGCACAGUCAUUCAAAUGAAGAUUGAAACUUAAACAUAGCCUAGCAAUGACAUCAGAUAGAAUGAAACACAAAGAGCAGCACUAAAUCCAAAUGAACUGUCUGAAAGGAAUAAUGCACAUGAAUGGCCAAUGAGAAAAAUGUGAGUUAUACUUAUCUGAAUGUUUUCCUUUACGUAGAAAUCAUUAUUUGUAACUGAAAGCUGCAAUGAAAUGCUAAGAUUUUUAUUAUUUAUCGGACUGACUUAGUCUCUGGAUGACUUUAGCACUAGUCUUUAUGCUUGCUGCGAUUUGUGUAUUUCAGUUUUGGUUUUCAUCUGUCCCACUCACAUGGAAAUGUGGAGGCAUUGUUUUAAACAACUGCUUAAAAAUUAAUGCAUUUUUCAAUUGCAUUUGGAAAUUAUACAAAGGGCACUGUCAUUUAUUUGUAGAAUUGGAACUCUCCUGCAGAUAUAGUGUUUUCUUUGUAAUUGGGGAGCUCUGUGCAAAAGGCUCUCUGAAUCAAGAGAUAUUUAUCUGAAGGAGAGUAGUGGAGGGGAACAUUCCGUACCUAUAGCAUCAUCAAUUUUAUACACCCUGAUUGAUUAUGGUGAAAAAUUAGUUUUUCAACAAACAAGUUGUGCUGUUACUUAUCAAGAAAGCAUUCAGAAAUUAUGUGAAACAAUUCAGAUUUAUUAUUGAAAAUGAAGCUGUUGUGCAUGCAUUGAGUUAAUGAAUGGACCCAGUCAAAUUAACACAUUACGCUGUGGGACAGGAGAACCAAAUCGAAAGUGGAUGAAAACACACAUUGCUUUGUCUGUUUGCUGACUGGCACUGUGUGUGGCUUUCUAUUUUUGCGUUGUACACUUAUUUUGCACAUUGGCCCUCCCCCAGGACCUACAAAUCUAUACUUGCAAUCUUUCCUAGAACAUGUUAAGACUUGUGUUUUAAUCCAGCAAUGGAGAUACCAACCUGUCAAACUCACCAAGAUGUCUUAUGUUUUUCCUCAAAUCACUUGGCAAUUGAAAUCUAGGUCUGACUUUUGGCAACUGAGAAGAAUAGCUCAAGUUAGAAAAUUUCCCGGCAAGACUUGCUGGGCUGGGAAUAGAGUUAAAAUGAAGAAAAAUAAACUUUAAACAAUCUUACACAGCUCUCACUCUUAUACUUGAUAGUGGGGAGUAAACUGCCAUUGAUAAGAUGCAUUCAAUACAUUAAAGUCUCUUCAAAUGUUUGAUCUCCUCUAAAAACAAAAUUCUGUUCAAUGGCAUCAAAGUCUUUUAUAGCCUCUUUGAGCUGUCAAUCAAACUGUGAAACUGAGUGCUUGCUGAAAUAAUUGUAGCUUUUUAAAACUCUGCUAAGCAUUUGUAAUGAAAUAACGAUACCCUUUUUUUUGGAAACAACAACAAAGAACUGUAUGAGGCUGCAUGACAUGAUGCUAUGUAAUCUAAACCUAUCAGACUCUGAGAAUUGCACCUUGCUUUUUUAAAAAAUGUUUAGGGUGGGGCAUUUUAAAAACUUCAGGUUAUAACAGUCAUAAUGACCUUACCCACUGUUCGAGUGUUUGUGCCAUCAAUUUUGUCUCCCACAAUGAUAGUUCAGACUUUUGCGACUGCCAAAAUUUUUUCAAGUUGAAUUCAAUACUGAGUACAAAUGGUCCUGCUGAGUUCAAGUUUCUGUCCUUCAUGAUUCAUGUCAUUCCUUUCCCCCUCGCAGUAAGAAUUGAACCUGUUGGAAUAGGUGGGAUUUCUGUAUCUGACUCCUACCUGCCAUUUUUAAAGAUCAAAUGUAUGUACUCAAAACAGUUUCUUUAAAGGCCAGUCUUUGGAUGGCAAAUUCACUGGACUUUUCCAACUUCAUGUUGGUAUCGAAAGAAGCCUAACAUGUCAAAAUAAUCUUGCUCAAAAAAUGAGUUAAAAGUCUAACUUCUGUUUGAUUUCUUACCAGAAGUUACAAGGACUCUAAUGCUAAUUAAUCCCCAGUCCUGGUUGAUACUAAUCAGGUGGUCAGGUUUCGAUAGGAAUUUAAUAAUACAUCCAGGAACAAAAAUACCAGUAACAAUAAUAUGAACACAUCUAGGUAGAGGGGCACAAAUUUUAUUGUUUAAAGCGUUUUACAAGUGCUAACCAUGUCCAGUUAUACCAUGUCUAAUGAACCGUUUAAUGUCACAAGAAAAUAAAAUAGUUUUCAAAAGGAAGCUCUCUGAUGGUCCUUUUAAUCUUUUGACUAAAAUCAACUGUCUUAAUACAAGUCAAACAAAAGUUCCACUCAGAUUAUGUGUUAACGCGUUUAUACACACUUGUUGUGAACGUUAUGCGUGUGGGUAGUCAUCAUGGGCUAUAAGUUUUAAAAUAAUUAUUAGAUCAUCCGAUCUUUAACAGCGUUCAGCUGUUAAUGUUUCACGAACCUUAACAUGCAGAAACCUAGAAAAGAUGGCAAGUAUUGAGUACUGAAUCUGUUAGCUACCAGUUCAAGUUUACAGAAAACUGCUCUUCACAAACUGAUACAAUAUCAACUAUGUUUAGAAUGCACUAUACAACUAUCAGUGAUCAAGUUCUAAUUUCAGAUUAAUUUCAGGCUAAAUCAAUAACUGUUAAGAAUGUCUUGAAUUUCACAAUAUAAUUCUUGAUUGACAAAAUAUUAUUGUCAGACAAAGUUUAUUGAAUAUUUACAGUAUUCAUGAUGGACUGCAGUAGUAUUUGAGGAGCAGUAGCAAGUAGAAUGUUUUCGAAAUGACUGUUGUUAUUUUUACUGAUGAAUUCAGGAAUCUUAUUUUAGCAUGUGCAUUAGCUGGCAUCAGAAAUUGAUUAAUUUUGUGCUUCCUCACAGCAAUACCAUGGUAACUUGUGGAAUCCCUCCUUGGUUUUUUCUUCCCUGUAGAUUCUUGUUAUGAGCCAGAAAAAGUAAUGUUAUGAUUAAUGGUUUACUAUCUUUUAGUCCCUUUCAUUGUGUAAAUAUUUUAGGGUCAAUCAUUCAACAAAAACUUUGAUGGAAAAGCAACUGGUUUUAAAAAGUUACUUCCUUUUUUGGUUGAAGAUUACAGAUAUUCGUUGGUUAAAUUUUUAUUUGUUUUUUAAUAAUGUAAAUCCUUCUUAGCCAUUUUUGACCUCCAGAAAUAGCCAAUUUAGAGCCUUAAACAUGGCUUUUUAAUUUUUUUAUAUAAAUACUGUAUUGUGCACUUUUGUUAUGCCUUGUUUCUGAGCACUGAGUUAAUAUUGUUCUUAUAAACAUUUUACCCUGUACAAUGUGCCAACAUGAAUGUUCCAAUUUAUACAACUGUAAAUGCUGUGCUUAUUUUAGAUUUUGGGGAAUGACGUUGAUGCCCUCUUCCAUAUACAAUCCCGUAUGUAAAACAUGCUGUCGGUAUCCACAAAUAAAAACAAGUGCUGAUUAUAUCUGAAUAGGAAAGGCAGACAGAUAUUCAAUCUAAACUAUUUUUGUUCUAAAUGUGAUUUUUACAGGAAAAUGUGUUGUUCCAGGUCUUUGAAGGAGCAAAUUGGUAGAAAACAUUAAACUGGUGGUAGAGGCAUUUAACUUGAUUUGAGCAUUUGUUUACAAUUAACUUUUGCUGAUAAAUGUAUAGAAGAUGAACCACUAAUCUCUUCUUGGAGAUACCCAUACUAUCUUUUACAUAUCUCCAAUUUGGAGUUCAUCCAUACAGACCUAAAAGAAAAGCCUUGGGACUUUUGUCUCAUUGCUCAGUAAUAUGAAAAAUGGAAAAGUUAGGCAAACUGCUAUCUUAAAGAGACAGGUCAUCAAGUUGACUGAAGUCAUUACACUCGUCUGUCUGGGGUACAGAGUGAGCAGUUACAGUGUGCGAAAAGCAUGAAAAUAUUCCAAAUAUGUAAGGCCAUGUGUGAACCAAAUUGUGUUUUAUUAAAAUUGGAAUAAAAAUCACUUUUUUUAAAAUUCAGGAUUUGGUAGGAAGUGGAUGUUAUUGAAAAGGAUUUUAAAAUUGAACGCAACAAUGCAAAAAUGCCUCCAAAAAGACCACCAGCUUAUUAUUGAAUCUAUUAAGUUGAGAAUCAAAUUCUCAGUAAUCUUUCAUAGAAGUGGACAUUUGGUCAUCAGCCCAGUAUGCAGAAUGCUUUCAGAUUCUUCUGUUCACCCCUUCAUAUAAUCACCCCAUGACAGUAGGGACACAAGACUUGAUAACAAAUGUGAAAAAAAACUGUAUUUUCACAGACCGGGAAAGUACAUUAAGAAAACAGUUACAUAUCUAAUAUUUUCAGUAAAAUAUUUGAAAUGUUAACUGUUUUACGAAGCACUGUUCACUACCUUUGUCACCAGUGUAGUUUUGAAGUAAGCUGUCUAGAAAUUUCUCACAGUCAACUAGCCAUGAAGGGGCAAUUUGAUUCUAGCUCACUGGGCGGGAAACCCACUAGAUCAGAUGGAACCUUGAUAUGACACUUCACCUAAGAUUAUUUAUAGGUUUCAAUGGAGAGUAAAAUUCAGGAAGGUUUAAAAUCAAUAUUGAACCAAUCCAGUCAUUUUCCUAAAUGAAGGAAGAGGCUAAAUUUACCCCCACUGAGUAGGAUAUAAAAUCAGCAAUCAACUUAAUUCCCAAAAAUCUAAAGAAAUUAUAAAUUGAAACCUCUUCUUUCCAACUCACUUAUGUUUUAAAGGUGUUGUUAAAAGUUGUCAAUGAUUUUCAUCAUCAGCAAGAAAAUACAAGAGCUAAAGCCAUUGAGUUGUCCUCACAUUGCCAUCCUAUUUGGUCUUGGACUUGCCAAUACUUGACAACUCUACUCUUUGUAGCAUUCUGAUAGGGCACAGCAGAUGGCCUGAUGUGAUUUGUUAGGAAUGGACUUGUGAAGCUGCAGAUAAUAUUUGAAGUGUACAAGAUACGCAGUUUACUUUGAAUAUUUGCUGAAAGAAUUGUAAUGCUGCUAUCUAGAAGCAGUCGACUCAAAUAAAGGAAAUGGAGCAAAGUGGCAAUUGAAGAUCAAAGAGCCUUUGAGUGUCCAGAAGAAAGGAGCAAAACUUCAGAUUAAGCAAUCAGCAAUCCUCAGUGAAAAUAAAUCUACAAAAUAUUUACAUGUUAGUCUGUGAUAAUAGAAAGCUUGCACUUCAGCUUGUGAUUUAAAUGUUUUUGUUUGAUUCUUCAAUGAGUUUCGCCAAACAUGAAAUGAGUUAAUAUUGUCAUAAAUGUAACUUGGUUUUCAUUUCCCUUUCUAAUGGUUUAAAUGAAUAAAUCCUGGCUUGAAACAAAUAAAUGAAAAGCUUAAUUAAGCAGCUAAUUUGAAAAUGUAAAGUGUGGACUUCAUUUCCUGUUGUUGAAUUAGAAGCUGGUGAUAAAACUACUUAGAAUGGGAGAGACAACCUGGCAGAUACCUGAACUUUAUUUACAUGCAUGAAAAUUAAAGUAUUGUAUUUCAUGCAAAAUACCUAUAACAUUUCUGGUUGACUGGUUCAAAGAAAAAUAUACUAAAGGAGUAGGAAAUGUACAACUCAAAAGCAAGAAAA